AUGCAGGAAACCCAAGCACCAAGUGUGCCAAAUGGGCCAGCAGCCGCGACAGCGAAUCGAUUCCCAGGCCAUGCCUCGAAGCCUUCGACCACCGAUACAGGAUUCUCCCACGGGGCAUACAGCUCGAAUCAGUUUGCUAUGGGUGGAUAUGGCGAUAGGCAUCCGCGAAGAGCCAACAUUCCUUCGAUAAACACACAGCCGAUGGGUCAGCAGGGCCAGGCCGACAUGGCAACGCCUGGAACUGGCUUUGACAUGCAGUUUACCCCCUUGCUCCCCUCCCAACUGCUCCUCGGCUCCCCGUUCCAGCCAGGCACGCCAGCCGCAUUCGCCAGCCCGCAAUUCCAGAACUAUCCCACGUUCCAGCAGCAGCAGCAUAAUAAUCAGCAGCAGCAACAGCAACAGAUGUCCCCCCAAAUCUACCAGAAUAUUGUCUCACCUUCGACCUAUGGUGCACCCCAGUUCUAUAAUCCACAAUCUCCUACUGGAGGGUCCUUCGCAGGGAUGAACAACCAGAUGCAGCAGAUGCAGAUUCAACCUUCCUCGCCCGUCCACAUGUCGCCAGGUCUAGUUUCGGGCACUAGCAGAACUGUGUAUCUAGGAAACAUUCCUCCAGAGACAUCUGCCGAAGAGAUCUUGGGCCAUGUGAGGAGCGGACAGAUCGAGUCUGUGCGACUUCUGCCCGAUAAGAACUGCGCUUUCAUCUCCUUUCUAGAUGGAAGCUCGGCCACCCAUUUCCAUUCUGAUGCCAUCUUGAAAAAGUUGUCCAUCCGAGGCCAGGAUAUCAAGGUCGGCUGGGGAAAGCCUUCCCAGGUUCCCACCUCUGUUGCACUUGCUGUCCAGCAGUCAGGUGCUUCGCGAAAUGUGUACUUGGGCAAUCUCGAUGAGAAUGUGACGGAGGACGAGCUGCGGGAGGAUCUGAGCAAGUUCGGUCCCAUCGAUACGGUUAAGAUUGUCCGUGAAAAGGCAAUUGGCUUCGUCCAUUUCCUCUCGAUAGGCAAUGCUAUCAAGGCUGUUUCCCAACUUCCACAAGAACCCAAGUGGCAAGCUCCACGUCGCGUCUACUACGGAAAGGAUCGAUGUGCCUAUGUUUCCAAGACUCAGCAACAAAAUGCUGCACAAUAUCUUGGUAUUGCUCCUGGGUAUGCUCAUGUUCUCAAUGGAGCUGAUCGCGACCUGAUUUCCAAUGCUCUGGCCCAACAAUCCGUGGCCGCGGCUGCUGUUGCAACAACCGCUGGAGGAAUUAACAACCUUGGCAACCGAACUGUUUACCUGGGAAACAUUCAUCCCGAAACUACUAUUGAAGAGAUUUGUAAUGUUGUUAGAGGUGGACUUUUACACCACAUUCGAUAUAUACCCGACAAGCAUAUCUGCUUCGUCACAUUUAUUGACCCUACUUCGGCUGCAUCUUUCUAUGCUUUGAGUAAUUUACAGGGUUUAAUGAUCCACAACAGGAGGCUAAAGAUUGGGUGGGGAAAGCAUUCCGGUGCCCUUCCAGCUGCGAUUGCUCUUGCCGUCAGUGGCGGAGCCUCUCGCAACGUUUACAUCGGGAACUUGGAUGAAUCCUGGACCGAGGAGAGGCUGAGACAGGACUUUGCAGAGUACGGGGAGAUCGAGCUUGUGAACACUCUCCGUGAAAAGAGCUGUGCGUUUGUUAACUUCACCAACAUCGCGAAUGCCAUCAAGGCAAUUGAGGCUGUUCGCGGGAAGGAGGAGUAUCGUCGUUUCAAAGUCAAUUUUGGCAAGGAUCGAUGCGGUAACCCUCCUCGUCAAGUCCAGCAGGCUCAGCAGUCUCAAUCUCCACGCAACGAUGGCGUCAACUCUCCGCCUCCCAACAGCAGUGGCCUCCAGCCUAGCCAGAACGGUUCCUCUCCAACUGGGUCUGCAGCACCCGGUUCUACCAACGGCUCUGCCCAAAACUUCCAGCCUGCUCCUACACCAUCCACCAUCCUCAAUGCAGGGAAUAACAACCCUCUCACAAUGUAUCUGAACCAAGUCUCGCAACAGCAGCAGGCUCAACAGCAGCAACAGCUAGACCCCUUCUCCGUAGCUCAGCUCCAGCAACAGCAACAACAGGUGCUCGCGGCGCAGCAGGCUGCCCUGUACGGUGGCAGCAACUCCCCUUCGAGUAUCGAUGCACUUGACGUCCCGCAACAUAAUCAAGGGAUGGGCCACCAACAAAGCGCAAGCAUUAGCGGUGCAAAUGGCUUCCAGCAGAAUGGAACCAAUGGAACGACCACGAUUGGCGGCUUGCUUGCACCCGCCCGCAGCCAGCAUAACCGUGCCGUCAGCUUGCCGGUGUUCGCUCAGCAACAAAACGGCGGCUUCCAAGACAAUGGAGCGAAUGGCACUGGAAAUUCCGAUCAACAAAGGCGUGGGCACCAGUAUCAGAGCUCAUUCUCCGGUGGCAUUGGCAAUGGGAAUGCUGGAUUUGGCGGCAACGGGUAUGGGCUAGCCAUUCAGGAGGGGGGCAUGAAUGGACUGAACGGAUGGGCUGAGGAAGAGGUAGUCGGCAAUUGA
Venustampulla echinocandica is the source of this 2517-nucleotide messenger RNA. RefSeq lists its product as uncharacterized. NCBI's taxonomy places the organism in Eukaryota, Fungi, Ascomycota, Leotiomycetes, Helotiales, Pleuroascaceae. Gene Ontology annotation, cellular component: cytoplasmic stress granule. The record is from RefSeq and is a predicted model, not a curated record. Bases 1 to 2517 code for a protein of 838 amino acids. The transcript has a single exon. Gene Ontology annotation, molecular function: mRNA binding. Gene Ontology annotation, biological process: mRNA splicing, via spliceosome.